AUGGAGGAGAUCGACUUUGAUGAGGAGCGCCGGAAGACGGUGAAGCAGCUGGCGCAGCGGCGCCCCGUGCCGAACCGCGGAUGUUCGCCCAGCGUCUUUUUGACGAUGGCAGGGCAAGUGAUUUGUGUGAUCGCACUCGUCGUUGGGCUGGUCGUUUUCAAUGUCCAAUGGAGGAGGUAUGGUGCCGCCUGGGGCGGCGACCUGGUGUGGCAAUGCAAGUUGGUCUCCUGCGAGCUGAGAUAUGCCUAUCAUGGGACUCAGGAGGGAGUGAACGUGCAGAUCAGGAGAGGCCUCAUGAAGCUUCUGAAGAGGACCUUGCCCAAGAGAUUCAUUGAGCCCGCUGAUGAAUGGAUCGAGGGCUUUGUCGCGGGCAAUGCGGAGAGCUUUCCGCCCUUGUGGAACCUGGAGCUCUGCGAAACGUCCUCCUUCCGUUCCUGGCUCUUCAGCGGCUUCUGCGAGAGUAGCAUGGUCUCGGGACACCUGGUGGGUGGCACUACCUGGACAACAAACAGCUCGAGGACGCGUAGAUUACCGUGUCGUUGA
Durusdinium trenchii is the source of this 543-nucleotide messenger RNA. NCBI's taxonomy places the organism in Eukaryota, Dinophyceae, Suessiales, Symbiodiniaceae. The record is from the annotation of a GenBank genome assembly.